Triplophysa rosa is the source of this 3442-nucleotide messenger RNA. Its product is annotated as ephrin-A2-like. The record is from RefSeq and is a predicted model, not a curated record. The transcript is spliced from 4 exons. Bases 829 to 1449 code for a protein of 206 amino acids. Gene Ontology annotation, biological process: ephrin receptor signaling pathway; axon guidance; osteoclast differentiation. Gene Ontology annotation, molecular function: ephrin receptor binding. Gene Ontology annotation, cellular component: plasma membrane. NCBI's taxonomy places the organism in Eukaryota, Metazoa, Chordata, Actinopteri, Cypriniformes, Nemacheilidae.
CUGAGACAUGUGUUGAAAGACGGCAGAGAGAGAGAGAGAGACAGCGCGCUUUAGAGGAAGGACGGCUCGUCUUUGUAUUGGAAAGAGAGACAAUGUCAUUUCACACUUGUGAGAGCGACGCUUUAUGAGGUGCAGCGAGUUGUUCUGGCUCUCGUUGACAGAAGCGACGUUUAAAGGACCACAGCAUCAACUUUGCGGGUGAUGCGACGCGCGCUCGCGCGGCUCCGGGAUUCGGCAGCGCGUUUGCAACCAAGGUAACUUUCACACGGCAGCAAGAUACGGAACAGAGUCUAGGCUACUUUUUAGACUGGUGGAAGAUCGCUUUGAAAGGGAGACACGCGGAUAUCCCGCUCACGGGGCCGUGCGUUCCCGCACAUGAGUGGAGUACCAAAACUGAUCUACAGGAGCGAGCAUGGACAUAUAACUGAAUGGAUGUCAACUAUCUGGUCACUGUUUACAAAGUGCGAGUAAAGUUUGCAAAAGCCACUAUCGGGAAGAAUGGAUGUGACAAGCAAGCGGUAUUAUAUUUGGCGCACGAAAAGUGUCACGCGCGACUCUAAACGCGUGUGAGGAAACGCUCCGUUUUGAAUGAAAGACAUGGAAACACUGCGUUAUUUGUCAAUUUCACUCUUGCACAGCUGUGGAGGUAGAGAUGCUGGGAUCGUCCCUGAAAAGUUCAUUCGCUGAGCUUUGACUUUACUUUUGUCGUCUUGGUAAUGCUUGUGAACGAGACUCACCCACACAUGAUCAUCAAAUAAAGAACAGACAGAUUUCUCUUAACUUAUCGAUACAUUGACUGAGUCUUUUCUCACCGUUUGCAUUGACAUUAUGGACAAGAACAGUAUUGCAUAUCAGAUGGAGUUGACACUUUCGAUGGUCGUCCUCCUGUUUUGGGUCACCGUGUGUGCGGAUGACAGUAAGAUCAUUUCAGACCGGUAUGCGGUAUACUGGAACAGCACGAAUCCCAGAUUCAUGCACGGAGAAUACACGGUGGAGGUGGCCAUCAACGACUACCUGGACAUCUACUGUCCGCACUACGAGGACCCCCUUCCUCAGGAGCGCAUGGAACGCUACAUCCUUUUCAUGGUCAACUACGACGGCUACACCACCUGCAACCACCACAUGAAAGGCUUCAAGCGCUGGGAAUGCAAUCGGCCGACGAGUCCGAACGGGCCUCUUAAGUUCUCUGAGAAGUUCCAGCUGUUUACGCCCUUCUCCUUGGGCUUCGAGUUCCGCCCAGGCCAUGAGUACUACUACAUCUCCUCACCGCACCCUAACCUUGCUGGAAAGCCAUGUUUGAAGUUGAAAGUGUACGUCAAGCCUACGAAUGACUCUCUGUACGAGUCUCCAGAGCCGUUCCUGACAGAUGACUCCAGCGGUGGUGGUUGCGCAUUAACGCCCAGCCUGUGGCUCAUCCUUCCUUUGCUUCUGCUCCUGUGUCCCUCAUAGCAUUAUAAUCCUCUGCCUCUGACCACGCCCAUCCACCGUGCCCUGCCCCAUAUUACAUCACCCGUCCCAUCAGUUCUGGAGUACGGCCUAAAGACAUUGCUCCUUACCUGCUCCUUGGACUGACGGAUUUCUCCCCAUCGCGAAACCCUGCAGAAUGUCUGCCAAUAUUGUCGAUGCCUACAUUUGGGGCAGUUUACAGACAAAGACAGGGAGAUGUGAAGUGUCUAGCAUUUGUAACAUCUGUGUGUCAGGAUUAAGCCGACUGCCAUCUGAAUCACUCUGUUUCUCUGUGUUAUCAUACCUGAGCCAACGCUUUCAUCAGAGCUCAAGAUUUCCUAUUGUGAGAAUGUGUGAGCAUCUCGAUGUGUGUUUGUGCUUGUGUGCGAGGAUGCUGAUGUUCGCCUAUAAACAUUAUGUACAGAGCGGUCAAUCACAUGCUAAAUUACUAGAAAACUUGUUCCAUUACUCAUUUAAAGAGAAAGUUAUAUCUGUGAAUCUGCCAAAGACACUAAAUACUUUUUUAAUGGGGGGAAAUACUAGCUUUGGUAUACGAUCACAUGCUACCAUGGAACAUCCUUGGCUUUUGGAAUCAUGGGCAGGGGAGGUGAUGUGACAACAAUUUUCUAUUAUCUUUUUGUCAUACAAAAAAACAAGAAUGUUGAGUAGAUAAAAAACAGUAGAUAAAAAUGGCCUUUUUUUCACUGGUGCUUAUUCUGAAAUGAGUUUGGUUGUCUUGAAGUGCAAAAAUGUGAUCAGUAUUUUUGUUUAUUUUCCAGUAUAAUGCUGAUCGAUUUACUUUAAAAGCAAAAUCGUGUGAAAUAGUACAAUUUGUUUUAGGACAUAUUUAUUAAAUUACGUUUUCUUAGUCCUUUCGCUAUUUUUUUGUUUAAAAUAAAUUGGGCAAAAUGGGUUUAUGCUCAAACUUUAAAAUAAAUGAUAGUUCAAUAUAAAAUAUGAUUUUAUGCUUCUAGAGUAAAUUUAUCUAAAAUAUGACAGUACUUUGGAAGACAAGACAAAAAUACUGAUAAAAAAGGGUUUUCGCAGUGUAUACAGUGCCAAGUGGAAGAGGGAUGUUUGUCAAUGAAAUGUCUCGUGUUUCGGCUUUCUAACCUUAGUCCAGACCUGUGUUGCUCUCUUGUACUCUUUGUAUCCGCCUCUAUCUCUCUCUCUCUCUCUCUCUGUCAUAUUUGAAUGUGGUCUUUUCUACAGUAUGUGCUGCCCCGUCACGCAUAGAUCUCCCACACUUGCACUCGCUCCCUUUAUCUGUGCUGAGAAGGACCGCUGAAGGAUAGGCCUCGGGACCCUGAGCGCCCGCUCGCUGUGACAUCACAGGCUUUGGCGUACAGACUGGUGGGCCGAGGCCUUACGCUGCAAACAGAUCUCUACAUAACAACAAGACUCCAAAUGAUGGAUUGAAAAUCCACAUAGCACUUCUGCUUUUGUGACAAUUUCAUUAAAAUGACGAGAAUAGGGGAAACUAUACAGAUGUGGGAAUGUUUGUGCAUUGGAAUUGUUUUGUGACUGUGCAAGAAUUUAUGUCAUGAAGAUUUCAAGGCAAGUUGGCAUGGAUCGCCUAUGAGAACAAUACUCGAAUGACGUUUUUUUCAAAAUGUUUGUUGGAAUUUUUAUAUUUUGCUUAAUCCCGUGUUAUUUUUCAACGUUACUUUUCAAAAGAGCAUCAGAAAUUAUUCAUAUGUGAAAUGAAACUAUAAUGUAGACCUUUGAAUUAUUAGAGCAACGAUGGUACCAGUUCUGCAGUUAAACGAGUCUAGACGAGUCAGAUGUCGCUGUUGUUGUUGUUGUUGUUGUUUCCUGCUUGUAUCACGAUGCAUUCUGGUACAUGUAGUCCUAAAAUAUUUUGUGUUACUAUGAAAUUAUUUUUAUUUGUUAAUCAUGCGAAUAAAACAUAUUUUGAGUUCCUAUAAAAUGUUCAGAUGCUCUGGCAAAGGAGAACUGCGAAAAAAGGAAAAUUAAAUAAAGUUUUUUGUUUACA